GCAUGUGUAGACCCCGUCAUAUACCUUAUAGACCCCCCCAAUGCGGUAUCGUAGUUGUGUGUAUAUGUGUGUCGCCAGAGGCUAUGUAUCCUCUGAUCCGUGGGAGUGUGAACGGGGGGCCCAAGAGGAUCGAGAUAUCCUCUGAUGAUGACGGAGCAGCCGAAGGAGUGAAGCAGGAUCUGAGCGUUAAGAUGGAGAAUAGUAGCCAGUUGUCGGAAGUGAAGAAGCUGCUAGAAGUCUUGGUGCAUGGGCUGGCGGACCAGAAAGGGAAGCAACCCGCGCAGGUGGAAGACCCGGCAAUGCAAGCUACGGCGCAGGCUACAGCGGCGGCAGCCGCCGCAGCAGCCGAGGCAGUUGAGGCCGUGGAAGCUGCAGACAACAUGGAAGACGUUGACAUCGUGCAGAACGACCAUGUCGACGAAGACGAUGAGGAGGCCGACGAGGGAGGCCUGGCAGCAUAUAUGAAGAUGCGCCAGGUAUUCUAUAGCUCUCUACAUUAUACGAGAGUGAUAGAGUUAUGCAAGCAAAAGGAGAUUCCCUAUUUCCGCAAGGAAAUGGGUGCUUGGGAGCUAGCUCGACUGGACCUGCAAGAGUACGCCGACCAAUUGAAAGGCGAUAUGUCAAGGAAAGGAGGCGAGUCAUCGCGCCGUCGUAACAGUGACAAUGACGACAAAGGCUCAGCGGCGGGCGAUGGUCCAAUCGCGGGAAGCUGACUCUCGGGAGCAUCCGCUCUCUUCAGAGAGCAGUCAAACGCAUUCUUGCGUUAAAGGCCGCAACUGACGCUA
Molecule: messenger RNA, 785 nt
Organism: Chara braunii
Lineage: Eukaryota; Viridiplantae; Streptophyta; Charophyceae; Charales; Characeae
Source: the annotation of a GenBank genome assembly